UGAAGUGAGGUGACUGUAAGGGACAUUUCCCAACUGUGCCACCAAAUUGCUUCUUCUUGGGUCUUCUUCACCUUCCCUUUUCACUAGGGUUUGCAUCAGAUUCCCCCAAUUUUUUCUUGUGUGUGCUUUCACUAGAUUUUGUUCAAUAUGACUCAAGAUCUAGAGAUGAAGGAUCGCUCAACGCCUUCCAACUCCGUUUCUUCACCUGCUCCGUCUACUCUGCAGCAUUUGAGGGAGAUAGCUUCGCUUAUCGAGACCGGUUCGUACUCGAAGGAAGUCCGUAGAAUUGCUCGUGCGGUUCGCCUUACAAUUGCGUUGAGGCGUAAAUUAACAUCGUCGAUUAUCUCGUCUUUUCUUGAUCAUGUCCUCACUCCUGGUUCUGAAGCUCAUGCCAAAUUGUCUGCGUAUCUUCCGAAGGAGGAUGAUCACGAGAUGGAAGUGGAUGCCGCAACAUCUGCAAUUCAAACCCCAGCUAAACACUUGUUGCCCGAGCUAGAAAUCUAUUGUUACCUGCUUGUACUACUUUUUCUGAUUGAUAAAAAAAAAUACAAUGAGGCCAAAGCUUGUUCCUCAGCUAGCAUUGUUUGGCUGAAGAACACUAACAGGAGAACUGUUGAUGUUAUUGCAUCCAGACUGUAUUUUUACUAUUCAUAUAGCUAUGAGCUUACGGGAGAUCUUGCUGAAAUCCGUGGCAACCUCCUUGCAUUGCACCGAAUUGCCACCCUGCGCCAUGACGAGUUGGGCCAGGAAACACUUCUUAAUUUGUUACUCCGUAACUACCUUCACUACAAUCUAUAUGAUCAGGCAGAAAAGUUGAGGUCUAAGGCUCCUCGAUUUGAAGCGCACUCAAACCAACAGUUCUGUCGUUACCUCUUCUACCUUGGGAAAAUUCGGACUAUUCAAUUGGAGUAUACAGAUGCAAAAGAGUCUCUCCUGCAGGCUGCCCGGAAAGCUCCAGUUGCUGCACGGGGGUUUCGAAUUCAAUGUAACAAGUGGGCUGUGAUAGUUAGGUUACUGUUGGGAGAAAUACCAGAGCGCACUGUUUUUAUGCAGAAAGGAAUGGAAAAAGCUUUAAGGCCUUACUUUGAGCUUACAAAUGCUGUACGGAUUGGAGACUUGGAACUGUUUAGGAAUAUUGCAGACAAGUUUGCCACUACUUUUAAUGCAGAUAGAACCCAUAAUUUGAUUGUUCGAUUGCGGCAUAAUGUUAUCAGGACUGGUCUACGUAACAUCAGCAUCUCCUAUUCCCGCAUCUCCCUAGCUGAUGUUGCUAAAAAACUGAGGUUGAACUCUCCGAAUCCUAUUGCUGAUGCUGAGAGCAUUGUAUCAAAGGCUAUUCGUGAUGGUGCAAUUGAUGCUACAUUGGAUCAUGCCAACGGGUGGAUGGUGUCCAAGGAAACCGGAGAUAUUUACUCCACAAAUGAGCCUCAGUUGGCCUUUAAUUCUCGAAUUGCAUUCUGUCUUAACAUGCACAAUGAGGCAGUACGAGCACUUCGUUUUCCACCAAACACACACAAAGAGAAGGAGAGUGCUGAAAAGAGAAGAGAGAGACAACAACAGGAGCAGGAGCUGGCCAAGCAUAUUGCAGAGGAAGAUGACGACGAUUUCUGAGAAAUAUCUUUUUUCACCCUACCAAAUGCUAUCAGGGCACCUUCAUGUCCAACCCUUGCUGAUGUUUUUCUUUUGGAGAACCUCCAUUAUCCUUUCCUUCUCUAGAGGUGAUUUUUUUUAAUUUUCAUUGUGGAAGAUAUCUGAAAGUCAGUUUAACACAUUAAAAUAUGUUCUGUUUGUAUUCACAUCCAUUAGGACUGCUUUGUUUUGUUCCUUAUCCGGAGAAUUAUGUUUUAGGACCUGAAGAAAAAAUCAAUUGUUAGUUAUCAUAUCAAUUCUGUUAAGAAGUUCGGAAAACUGUUGCUCUGAAGGAUGUAUUAAUCAUAUCUUUACAA
This is a messenger RNA of Vigna unguiculata (cowpea), 1946 nucleotides long. Its product is annotated as putative 26S proteasome non-ATPase regulatory subunit 3. The record is from RefSeq and is a predicted model, not a curated record. Gene Ontology annotation, molecular function: enzyme regulator activity. Lineage: Eukaryota; Viridiplantae; Streptophyta; Magnoliopsida; Fabales; Fabaceae. Gene Ontology annotation, cellular component: proteasome complex; proteasome regulatory particle, lid subcomplex. Gene Ontology annotation, biological process: ubiquitin-dependent protein catabolic process; regulation of protein catabolic process.